AAUCGGCCUUCGACGAGGACUCAGGUGUGGCUAUUCGUUGCGCGUGAAUAUAACGAAAAUAAAUCUGAUUGCGAGCGAGGCUGUGAAUGGUUCGUUCGAAAACCCCGCUUCAUUAUUCAUGAUGUUAAUUCGGUUUCUCUCGUUGGUGAUUAAUUAUCAUACUGGUGAAUUGUGCAUUAGAACUGUGUAAAUUUAGAACCAUACGUAGUAAUUCAAACAUGGUCGAAAAUACCCGGCGUUAUUCGACUGCUUGACUGAUUAUUCGUCAUAUUAUUAUGGAAGAGCUGUAACGGGUGGUUGCAGAAAUAGAUUAGUGAAUGCUAUAAAUAUUCCUGUGAUUAUUACUAACACGUGUUACAAUAAUAUAUCAACUAAUUGACAACGAGCGAUAUUCUCAUUGCAUAAUCUCUAUGGUUAAAUGGUAAAUUUUCUCGCUUCUUCACGCGUCAUACGCGGUGCGUAGAGUACUGAAAAUUCCGUUGAUUCUUUAUUGUAAUACGAGCCCCGAAAAAUAUAUUCCAGCAAGUCAUAUAAUCGUGAGAAUGCCGGAUUCAAUAGUCUCGGUUGCUGUGGCCAUCGGUAACGACCAAACUCUGGUCAAGAUGGAUCGCAGUUUCCCUUUGGAUGAGAUUAUUGCCGAUCUCUGUGCGAAUCACGGUCUGAUAGGAGAGUGCCACAAGUAUGCGUUGCAAAUAGCACGACCGUCGCCAAAGGCCGAAGACCAAACGAUAUCGAACCGCUACGUAACACCAGAAUUAAUUUCCCAAGUUCUUGACGGUACAGAAUUACGAUUGGUAUUCUCGGCCGCGACGACUGUCCGUCUUCUCUUUGAAGUGAUCACAGACGAUCGGGGAUCCAAGCGUAAAAGCGCCCUGCAAAAGCUCGCAAAUGCCUGCGAAGACCCGGAAUUUGCGAGGUGUUUCGUCGAAGUCGGGGGGCCGUCGCUGAUCGUUGAGAAGUUGAAAAUUGCUUCAGCCGGAGAAACCACCGCCGCAUUGGCGUGUCUCAGACUCUCGAUGCAGCACGGAUGCCUGGACCAACUUUGUCACGUCGGUAUCGACAGAGUCGUUGCGGAAAUCGCCGGUCCCGGGGAGAGCGAAGCCCUGAGAGAAGCCCUGCUGAUUGCGUGCCUGGUCAUCGCCAGAAGUGAACCUGAGCAUGGGGAGAGGCUGCGAGCUGCGCUGACGACGACGGAGAUUUUGACCUUGGUCAAGGGCAGGUCACCCGGUGUUCAAUUGGCCGUUCUGGGUCUGGUCAAUGCGAUUCUGCUCUCGUCGGAGUCGCCGCGACGCGAAGAAGACUUGAAAGCCUUGACGGAUUCGCAGUGGAGGCAGCUCAUCUUCCGUCAUGUUCUUGGUUCUGGGCAGCGAAGCGCGGGCGACGAGCUAGCUCACCAGCUUCAUGUCCUUCAAACGAUGCUCCUGAAUUCGAUUCUUGGACAGAGCCAGGAAACGUUAGUCGAAAACGAUGACGAGAACGGGAAAAUACCCUCUUUCUGGCGGAGAGUGAGCACCGAGACCGUCCUCGAGUCUGUCGAAUCGUUACCGAGCACCCCGGAACUGAGCAGGCAGAGUUCCACCAUCACCUUGGACGAGGCCACCCAAACCUACAUGCCCUCCGUGCCGUUGCCUUCGCCAAAACCCCCUCCAACCCUUAAGAGAUAUUUCUCCUACAUGUCCAACUCGAGCAACGACAUGAUCACUCAUCUGACUCCGAACUGUCUUGAGUACUUCUCUCAGAAUUAUCACGACAGUUUCGUCCUAGCCAAGGAGGAGGCUGAGCUUCUUUCUGAUCUGAAUCAUGUCGCUCAGAACGUUGUUGAUGUUUUGUGCACCGUGCUUCGGGUGGGAACGAGUCACGGACGAACUUCGACCAUGUAUUGUCCUCUCUUCUUCAGCGCUAGGGACGCCUUCUUUGAGGAGCUAUUCUGCCACGCUAUAUGGACUUUGGGAAAGACCGUGAGAGAUCUGAGGACCCGAGAGCCAGAGGAUCAUUUGAUUGCACUUCGAGUUCUUCAUCGCCAGCUGAAGGACGCCUUGGACGCCAGGCCAACAACUUUGUCCGCAUUGGCCGAAAACCUCAAGGAAAUAUCCGCCGCUCAUGUUCAAGAAUUGUGGGCCGCUGAGCAGCAGACCAAGUUUGAAAAUCUUCUUCAAAAGCAUCCAGCGAUUGAUGGUCUGAGGAAUGAUAUUAGGCCGAAAGCUGAGAGGCUCGUCACCCUUCAGAGAUUGAACGCGUUGAAGGCGGGUCACAAGUUCUCAAAACACUUCGAUACCCUCAAGGCGCAGAAGGCCAAGAAUUGGUGGUUCGUUCAUCUGUCGGAUGACGAACGCGCUCUCAUCUACGGAGACUGGGACUCCGAAAGUCAACCGUACUCAAACUUGCACAAGAGAAUCAGCGUGGCUUCUGCUACGGGGUUGGCGACUGGCAAGAGAUGCCCGCAUGCCAAGGGUCGGAAAUACCCUACCGAUAAGACAUUUUUUUCGCUACUACACGAGGGUGGUUCCCUCGACUUUAUCGCUCCUAACAAAGAAAUCUAUAAUUUAUGGACCGACGGGCUCACCGUGCUGUUGGGACGGCCCGUGCUCAGCGCUGCGUUUCAGGAAGACGUCGACAUGAUCGUUGACAUGGAGGUGAGAUUGAGACUUUUGGAACUCGGCGACGCCCCGACGCCUGUACCAGUAGAUCCACCCCCUCUGCCAUCUCCUCCGGCAAACUACGAGUUCUGCGACGAAUCCCUGGUGUGAAACCGAUCGCGACUAAGGAUCGAGAACUGUGGAAACCGUAUAAGGAUGAACUGUGCAUGUAUACAUACCCAUAUCCAGCGCCGUGAAUCGCUUCCAAUAAAGCACAUCUCGAGACGCGAUACUUCGAAUUGGGUUCAAAUUUGCAACGAGUUAGAGAGGCUGGAGGGUGGAAUAAGAAGGAAAGAAGGAACAAAUCCUUACUCUUGUUCUGCGGCUGGUGGUGUGAAAUUGUAGAGGUGCCAGGUGUCGAAUAACGCGUGCGAAUUUGUAUUCAGAUGUAUGCAGAGCUCGCGAAACUUCUCCCCUCUGCACUUUCAGAUAGCACAUAUAAAUAUACUACCCCAUGCACACGACCGUCUUUAAUAUAAAAAUGUAACUACAGGAAUAUGCUAAAUUGGCUAAUAAUACUCGUGUUCUUGAAGCUUGCACCUCGCGUUCUAGCGGGAUUUGCUUUGAAUUUAAACGUUCCUAAAAUAUAUCUUCAAGAGUUACGCAGUAAGUGACUUUUUAUCAGUCGAGUACCUACAGGGGAGAUCACGGGGCAAAGUGAUUCUUCUCAAUGCUUUAUACGUUUUGACAUUUAUGCCCGUUCACAGUCUCAAGAGAAAGCAAAAACGAUGAAA
Molecule: messenger RNA, 3370 nt
Organism: Diprion similis
Lineage: Eukaryota; Metazoa; Arthropoda; Insecta; Hymenoptera; Diprionidae
Product: engulfment and cell motility protein 1-like
Exons: 3
Coding region: 543-2747 (734 amino acids)
Source: RefSeq, a predicted model, not a curated record